Xyrichtys novacula (pearly razorfish) is the source of this 282-nucleotide messenger RNA. The record is from the annotation of a GenBank genome assembly. Lineage: Eukaryota; Metazoa; Chordata; Actinopteri; Labriformes; Labridae.
AUGGAGGUGCCUUGGCCUGUCACAGCACGGCAGCGUCAGGUGACACACCAUCACGCCUCCUCACUCUCAGAUGUCCCAGUAAUGUCUCAGCAGAUGAACCACAGGCCGCAGCUUGUCCCUCCAUCACAGCUGAGUCCAAACAGCAGCCUGCCGCUGUCACUGUCUGUUAACAUGUCACCACACAAACACCUGCAGGAGCUUCGACCAUGUGAGCAGCCAUCGCUGACGCUUUGUUUCAUCUCAGAGUGGGUCUCAUGGUGGAGGUUAGCAGGUCGCAAUUAA